UCAGCGAAGAAGAAAAGGAAGCUACACGUGUUUACUUCUCCCAGGCAGAUAUAUUGUUAAUAAUUGUGUAAAAUUUGGAUUUCUGCAUCUUUAACUGGAAGAAAACAGUAAAAAUGCCGAAGGUCAGAGCGGAAAAGAAAAGCAGGCAGCACCAAGAGGUCAAAAACCAAGGGAUCAUGUUCAACACUGGCAUUGGCCAGCACAUCCUGAAGAAUCCAUUGAUUGUUAACGGGAUCAUUGACAAGGCUGCGCUGAGGCCAACAGAUGUGGUUCUGGAGGUGGGACCUGGUACUGGUAACAUGACAGUGAAACUUCUGGAAAAAGCCAAGAAGGUGGUGGCCUGUGAGCUGGACUGCAGAUUGGUGGCAGAACUUCAGAAAAGAGUACAGUGCACACCCAUGCAGACCAAACUUCAAAUAUUAGUUGGAGAUGUACUAAAAACAGAUCUGCCUUUCUUUGAUGUCUGUGUGGCUAAUUUACCGUACCAGAUUUCGUCACCGUUUGUCUUCAAGCUCCUGCUGCAUCGACCUUUCUUCAGGUGUGCAGUGUUGAUGUUCCAGAGAGAGUUUGCCAUGCGACUUGUUGCCACACCAGGAGACAAACUGUACUGCAGACUGUCUAUCAACACACAACUACUGGCCCGUGUCGACCACCUCAUGAAGGUGGGGAAGAAUAAUUUCCGUCCUCCUCCAAAAGUGGAGUCAAGUGUUGUCCGGAUAGAACCGAAAAAUCCUCCUCCUCCAGUUAACUUCCAGGAGUGGGAUGGCCUCGUCAGAAUAGCCUUUGUAAGGAAAAACAAAACUCUCAAUGCAGCUUUCAAGUCCACUGCCGUAGAACAGCUGCUGGAAAAGAACUACAGAAUUCACUGCUCUGUACACAGUGUGGAAGUCCCAGCAGACUUCAGCAUCACCAAGAAGAUUGAGAGCGUUUUGCAGGAGUCUGAAUUCAGUGAGAAAAGAGCCAGGUCCAUGGACAUUGAUGACUUCAUGGUGCUGCUUCAUGCAUUCAACUCUGCAGGGAUCCACUUUUCUUAAAUGGCAGAGAUAACUCAAGCGAACACUGCUAUGACUGUUAUGUCCCGCCUUAAAGCCGAGAGGAGAAAAGUUAGCAUUCAGAUGAGUGAGAAGAAAUAGAUUGUCUGACUGAUCUUCUCAAGCUUUGUUUGGAGGAUCUGAAUUUCAAAUGUUGAAAUAGUUGGAUGGACAAAUAAUAUGUGGAUAAGGAUACAUUUAAAGUGCUCAUAUUGAGUGUGCUAUUUUACCUUAAUGAGUAUAUAUAAAGUGUCCCUGAGCAUGCAUGCAGCUUUCUGCAGAUGAAAGCUGUGUAAACCCUCUUGGUUGUGCGACGGUCUGUCGGUGUGAGUUUGUCACUCAUUAAAAAUAUUCUGCAGUGGACGAUUAUAUUAUUACUAAUCUCAAAGACAUCUACAAUUUUUAUGUCAAAAUUACCUCUUGAUGGAAAUGGUCAAUGUUUAAAUAAAUUGAGAUUGUUCACAAGUUUUCUUU
Messenger RNA from Centropristis striata (black sea bass), 1505 nucleotides. It is a transcript of the gene dimt1l, whose product is annotated as DIM1 dimethyladenosine transferase 1-like (S. cerevisiae). Gene Ontology annotation, cellular component: mitochondrial matrix. Gene Ontology annotation, biological process: rRNA methylation. The transcript has 12 exons. The coding region runs from base 114 to 1034 and encodes 306 amino acids. Lineage: Eukaryota; Metazoa; Chordata; Actinopteri; Perciformes; Serranidae. Gene Ontology annotation, molecular function: rRNA (adenine-N6,N6-)-dimethyltransferase activity. The record is from RefSeq and is a predicted model, not a curated record.